GAUCCUCUACCUUCCUUCCAUCAGUGCCGCUGGAGAUCAUCUCUGAACUGAGCCAUGAAUUCCCUGGUAGCCCUCGUACUCCUAGGUCAGAUUAUAGGAUGUACGUUUAGCCAUCACUUGUCGCAGCAAUUCGAUUGCAACAGCGAAGAAGCUGAAAGAUUGGCAGCAUUGGCUGUGAACUACAUCAACGAGCAUAGUCUACAUGGAUACAAACACGUUCUCAAUAUAAUCAAGGAUGCUCAUGUCCUGCCCCGGAGACCCCAUGGGAAGGUAAUCUUCUUUGAGCUGAGACUUUUGGAGACAGUCUGUCACGUGUUGGAUCCAACUCCUGCUGAGAAUUGUACCGCAAGACCACUGCAUUACCAUGCUGUUGAAGGAGAUUGUGAUGUCAAGAUUCUCAGCGAUGAAGGCAUCGAGAAAGUGGUUGCUGUGAAAUGCCACUCAGAUCCAGAUUCUGUGGAAGAUGUGCGGCGAAACUGUCUGAAAUGUCCAAUUCUGUUGCCCAGGAAUGACCCUCAUGUGGUAGAGUCUGUCGAUUACGUGCUCCAUAAACACAACGAACAACUGCCUGAGCACGCUUAUGAAGUCCUUGAGAUUUCAAGAGGGCAGCACAAAUAUGAUCCUGAAGCUUUCUAUGUGGAGUUUGCUAUUGUGGAGACCAACUGCUCCGCCCAGGAAGCCCAUGAGGACCAUCAUAACUGCCAUCCCAAAGCAGCAGGAGAAGCACAUAUUGGAUUCUGCAGAGCGACUGUGUUUAGAUCACAUGGUGCCACUGAAAAACCUAAAGAUGAAAAGUAUGAGUCAGACUGUGUCAUCUUUGAUGUCAAGGAUGGAAUUCCUCACAACCAUUUGAUUGAGCAUCACUAUGGAAAAAAUAUUGCUUCCCCAGGACAAACCGAAACUGUCGUGGACCUCGCCCAUUCGCACAACCAUACAAGUGCCUCGCACGAGACUCAUUCUCACGAACACGAGGCAACAGCCGCAGCUCCUGUGGUCAAAAGAGAAGCGCCAACAGAAAUACCACACGAUCACACCCACGCUACAAACCUUUGUCCUGGAAAAGUACACCACUUCAAGGUGUAAGCUAGCCGUGCCACAGAGCAGAGAGAAGCCGCCCAGUUAGUGCAAAAACCCUUUUCCAAAUCAGAAUUCAAACCUUGAGUCCCAAAAAAAGGGGGUUUUAUACCCUGAUACAUUACAGUCUUGGCCAAGUGUUGUGAUCACCCGUUAUUGUUACAAGAAAGAGGCCUUUGCAUUUGUGCCUUGCUGUUUUUAGAAAGGCAGGUGCUCACUGUGAACUUAACACCUUCCAGUCU
Ahaetulla prasina is the source of this 1316-nucleotide messenger RNA. It is a transcript of the gene AHSG, whose product is annotated as alpha 2-HS glycoprotein. The coding region runs from base 55 to 1083 and encodes 342 amino acids. The record is from RefSeq and is a predicted model, not a curated record. Gene Ontology annotation, biological process: negative regulation of endopeptidase activity. Gene Ontology annotation, cellular component: blood microparticle; extracellular matrix; extracellular region. Gene Ontology annotation, molecular function: cysteine-type endopeptidase inhibitor activity. Lineage: Eukaryota; Metazoa; Chordata; Lepidosauria; Squamata; Colubridae. The transcript is spliced from 7 exons.